Lobosporangium transversale is the source of this 453-nucleotide messenger RNA. Its product is annotated as SET domain-containing protein. The record is from RefSeq and is a predicted model, not a curated record. The transcript has 2 exons. Bases 1 to 453 code for a protein of 150 amino acids. NCBI's taxonomy places the organism in Eukaryota, Fungi, Mortierellomycota, Mortierellomycetes, Mortierellales, Mortierellaceae. Gene Ontology annotation, molecular function: histone H3K4 methyltransferase activity; protein binding. Gene Ontology annotation, cellular component: Set1C/COMPASS complex.
AUGAAGUUCAAUCAACUAAAAGUGCGCAAGAAGCAACUUCGAUUUGCAAAAUCACCGAUUCAUGAUUGGGGGCUGUUUGCGAUGGAGAAGGUGGACGCAAACGACAUGGUCAUUGAAUAUAUUGGUGAAGUAAUUCGUCAAAAGGUUGCAGAUCACCGGGAGAAGCGAUAUGAACGAAUGGGUAUUGGAUCGAGUUAUUUGUUUCGUGUUGAUGAUGACACUGUAAUUGAUGCGACUAAGAUGGGUAACAUUGCCCGUUUCAUAAACCAUUGCUGCACACCUAACUGUAACGCCAAGAUUAUUACUGUGGAUGGACAGAAAAAGAUUGUGAUUUAUGCCAAGCGUGAUAUCGAGGAAGGCGAGGAAAUCACUUACGAUUAUAAAUUCCCAAUCGAAGCUGACAAGAUUCCGUGCUUGUGUGGUUCGCGUGGAUGCAGGGGCACUUUGAAUUAG